This is a messenger RNA of Penicillium malachiteum, 516 nucleotides long. RefSeq lists its product as uncharacterized. The record is from RefSeq and is a predicted model, not a curated record. The transcript has a single exon. NCBI's taxonomy places the organism in Eukaryota, Fungi, Ascomycota, Eurotiomycetes, Eurotiales, Aspergillaceae. Bases 1 to 516 code for a protein of 171 amino acids.
AUGGAAUCCAUACGUUCCUGGUUCACCCAAGGACCCUUUGAGGGAAAGUACGUCCAAGAUGCGAUUAUCUCUACCCAGAGUCCCACUCCCCGACCAUGGAAGAUCCUUCGAGUCAUCAAUGAGCAUUAUAACCGGGGCAAGAUAGGACGUCUUUCCUUCGCCACAAUUAGAUUGGAAUGUCGCCAGGGGGAUAUUUGUGCACCUCAAUCACCUCAUACAGAGAUUCGUGUGUAUUUACAAGUUCCAUAUUUCAAUACAGAGCUUGAUGCUUCGGAUAAACGUGCUGAGCAAGCUAUGGACUUCCAGCCUAACGAGUUUAAGGCCUACAAAAUGAUAACUGCUGAUGAAUCCGUUUCUCAGUUUACACGAAAGUUACUUGGCUAUGAGGAAGGAGAACAGGAGGAUUGGGGUCUAGUACCAGGAGGCUUCCAUGUCACAAUUGUAUGGGAGAUCCUUCCUGGAGUACGCCUAGGGGGGACAGGACAGACUCUUAGAGAGACGGUUCUGGAAACUUAA